AUGUCAGACGGUGCGGGCGACUGGGCCUGCGCUGGAGGAAGGCGCUCCUUCUCCUGCCGGCGAGGAGCCUGAUUGGUGCACCCUGCGCCCGUAGAUGCGGGCGGCGAGGUACUUAGCGAGACGCCGGUGUUGAAGUCGCUCUCAGUGUGCAGCUCAGGACGCAGGGUAGCAGCUCGGGAAGCGGUGCCAGACAGCAGCCCACGCAGAAACCAUGUCUAAAGGAACAGCAGUUGGAAUCGAUCUGGGCACAACCUACUCCUGUGUAGGUGUCUUCCAACAUGGCAAAGUGGAGAUCAUUGCCAAUGACCAGGGCAACAGGACCACACCCAGUUAUGUUGCCUUCACCGACUCCGAGAGGCUGAUCGGUGAUGCAGCAAAGAACCAGGUUGCAAUGAACCCCACGAACACUGUAUUUGACGCUAAGCGCUUGAUUGGCCGGAGGUUUGAGGAUGCCGUGGUCCAGUCGGACAUGAAGCACUGGCCAUUCACUGUGAUCAGCGACAAUGGGCGUCCCAAGGUGGAGGUUGAAUACAAAGGGGAGACCAAGAGCUUCUACCCUGAGGAAGUCUCCUCCAUGGUGCUAACUAAGAUGAAGGAAAUUGCAGAGGCUUACCUUGGAAAAACUGUAACCAAUGCUGUCAUAACUGUGCCAGCGUACUUCAACGAUUCCCAGCGCCAGGCUACAAAGGAUUCUGGGACUAUUGCUGGCCUCAAUGUACUGCGAAUCAUCAACGAACCCACCGCUGCUGCUAUUGCCUAUGGCUUGGACAAGAAGGUAAGUGUUCACCCCAUGGAGAGACAUUCAAGGUGCAAACUUCACUGACCGCUCUUCCCCUGA
Molecule: messenger RNA, 838 nt
Organism: Lepisosteus oculatus (spotted gar)
Lineage: Eukaryota; Metazoa; Chordata; Actinopteri; Semionotiformes; Lepisosteidae
Source: RefSeq, a predicted model, not a curated record